This is a messenger RNA of Amphiprion ocellaris (clown anemonefish), 979 nucleotides long. Its product is annotated as zinc finger protein 257-like. The coding region runs from base 172 to 915 and encodes 247 amino acids. NCBI's taxonomy places the organism in Eukaryota, Metazoa, Chordata, Actinopteri, Pomacentridae. Gene Ontology annotation, biological process: regulation of transcription by RNA polymerase II. The record is from RefSeq and is a predicted model, not a curated record. Gene Ontology annotation, molecular function: DNA-binding transcription factor activity, RNA polymerase II-specific; RNA polymerase II cis-regulatory region sequence-specific DNA binding. The transcript is spliced from 2 exons.
AAUGAAAGGGCAAAAACUGACUGGAACAGUGACAUUUAAACUCUUUCAUUGUUCAAACUAGUUUCUAUCAUGGAUUUUCAAGCUACAGUUAUUUAAAAAAUGCACAAACUACAGUGGAUAUGAAUCUAACUAGAUUUUCUGUUAUUGCUCUUUACUGUCUGUUUUAAGCUAAUGUUUUCAAGAUCAAAUCCAUUUUCAUGCUCAAGAUUAGAAGUUUAUUCAAGUGUUUGCAUGACAAGUUUUACUGUAAUUGGUGGUAUAUUUAUAGUUUUAGGGGUUUCCCUGGAUUUACGAUCUUUAUUUGAUUUUGUCAGAGCUGCUUCAUCGAUGGACGACUCUCUGGCUGAACACAAGAGUUGCACCAGCAGUGAAAUGAGCUCAUUGGCUGCGGACCAGACGUGCAAGUCUGGAUGUCUUGAUGCUGGUGGAAGUGGUUUGAGUCAAGGAGAGCUGGAUCAAGCUACCCAAGCUUUAGAGAACCCACAUUGUUGUAACGAGUGUGGGAAAGUCUUCAGGCGGUCAUCAUAUUUGAAACAUCAUAUGCUCAUCCACACUGGAGAAAAACCUUACCUCUGUGACCAGUGUGGAAAGGCUUUCAGACAGUCAGGACAUUUGAAUCGUCACAUGCUCAUCCACACUGGAGAAAAGCCUUACAUGUGUGACCAGUGUGGAAAGACUUUCACACAAUCAAUUGAUGUGAAACGUCACUUGCUCAUCCACACUGGAGAAAAACCUUACCUCUGUGACCAGUGUGGAAAGGCUUUCAGACAGUCAGGACAUUUGAAUCAUCAUAUGCUCAUCCACAUUGGAGAAACUGCAGCUCCACUGAAAGACGACGCAGCGCCAGAAUCCAGAGCAGAGCCAGCAGGAAUCCAAGUGGUCGCCCCCAAACCUGAGUGCCAAGAGUUUAUUUAAUGAGCUGCUGAUGUGAGGAUUUCACAUGAUCAACUUUUUUCUUUUGAAAAAUAAAGUGUAUUUC